AUGAGUGAAUCUCAUCUAAUGGCAGCUCUGACUUGCUCUGCAGCUUCACCCAUUGGCAAGAAGAAGGUUAUCUUUAUAAUGGGUGCAACUGGCACAGGAAAAACUAAGCUUUCCAUCAACUUGGCCACAAAAUUCCCCUCCGAAAUCAUCAACUCUGACAAAAUCCAAGUCUACAAAGGCUUUGACAUCAUCACCAACAAAGUGUCAGAGUCUGAACGUUGUGCCAUUCCCCAUCACCUGUUAGGCAUCAUCGAUGACCCUGAUUAUGACUUCACUGUUGAUGACUUUUGCAAGAGUGUUCUUGUUGCUCUUGAUCUCAUCAUCAAAAAUGGAAGCCUUCCCAUCAUCGUUGGAGGCUCAAACACUUACCUCACAACACUGCUUCAAGACCCCAACAUUGCAUUUCGUUCCAAAUAUGAUUGUUGUUUCAUUUGGCUUGACGUGUCUUUACCCGUGUUGUUUCAGUAUUUAGAUAAGAGAGUGGAUGAAAUGCUUGAUGCAGGUGUUGUUGAUGAGAUUCGAGAAGCUUUUACUCCUGUAGCAGAUUACUCUCGAGGGGUUAGAAGAGCCAUUGGGGUUCCUGAGCUGGGGGAAUAUUUGCUUGUAGAGAAGGAAAUAAAUGAUGAGGCUCAAAAGGAGAAGAUGCUACAACAUGCCAUUGUGAGAACCAAAGAGAACACUCGUAAGUUGGCUGAGAUGCAACUCUUGAAGAUCCAUAAGAUGAACUAUGAACUUGGGUGGAGAAUGACUAAAAUUGAUUCCACACAAGUCUUGGAAGCUGUUUUAAAGGGAAUGGAUUAUAAGUACUUGUACCAAGAGAUUGUGUUCAAACCAAGCAUUGACAUAGUGGAAACAUUUCUGAAACAAGGAGGGACACCGCACCAAAAUGACCAACAACUCAUUUUUUGUGCUUCCAAAAUCCUUCAAUUUGACUAGCUAGGGACCAACUUAGUGCAGUUAAUAAUAAAUAAAUGGAGGAAAAAUAUAAAAACAAUAUUAUGUAUAAAUAAUUUUUUCCUCUCAAUGUAAAACUACAUGCUCAUGUUAAUGAGUAAUAUCAUAAAUAA
Cajanus cajan (pigeon pea) is the source of this 1067-nucleotide messenger RNA. The record is from RefSeq and is a predicted model, not a curated record. NCBI's taxonomy places the organism in Eukaryota, Viridiplantae, Streptophyta, Magnoliopsida, Fabales, Fabaceae.